AUGGACCUGCAUAGGCUCAGGGGCCGUGCGGAUGAAUGCCGAUGGCAGAUCAUAUGCAAUGGCAGUCCUAACGGGUUAUUUGUGAACAGACGGCGAGUCAGCAAGCAAUCACUGACGCAUGGAGAUGUGAUCGGGUUCGCUCAUGGUCACAACACGAAGAUGGGGGAAGAACUAGAAGCUGCGGCGUUUGUUUACGAGUUCUUGUUCGAAGAAAUAAGCUCCAACGGGACAGCAGAAUAUCAGGUCCCCAUCACUGAAGCGAUCAGACCAUUGCAAAACUUAAACGAGAGCAAAGUGAUGGGAGGAAACAUGUCAAUAUCGCUGUCGGAAGAAUUUGACGAGUUGGAUCAUCAAGUUUUGUUGCAACUGAGGGCGACCAACGUCAACGACUGUUGCUUCAAGCAUGUGAACUUGAUGGAGAAAUUGUGGAAAAGUUGCCAGAUCAAACAAGAAAAGUUGUCGAAAGAGAAACGCGAGCUUCAGAUGGAGUUGACAAGCUUACAAGACGCAUUCACCAAACAAGUUAUUCAUAAUACUCAACUAAUUGAAGAGAACGAAGAACUCAGAGUUGCUGUGUGCAGUGCAAACAAAAACAUCAUCCUACUGGAAGAAAACUACAAGGCAAAGUUGCACAAGUUGCAAACAGAGACAACGUUGCUUGAAAAGGCUUUGGAGGAGGCUGCUGUGGCUCAGCGAGACGAGGAGCUUGAGGCCUGCGAGAGAGCGAUGAUGGGAGAAAGGCAUUUGAAUGACAAGCUACGAGGUGACGGACAUGUCGUUACUGCUGCUGCUGCUGCUGCUGCUGCUGCUGCUGCUGCUGCUGCUGCUGCUGCUGAUGAUGAUGAUGAUGAUGAUUCCAUUUUGCUAUGUUGUCGUCAUGGUUGA
Molecule: messenger RNA, 885 nt
Organism: Guillardia theta CCMP2712
Lineage: Eukaryota; Cryptophyceae; Pyrenomonadales; Geminigeraceae
Exons: 7
Coding region: 1-885 (294 amino acids)
Molecular function (GO): protein binding
Source: RefSeq, a predicted model, not a curated record